AUGCUUGGAUUACCAAGAAGAUUGGUCGAGCACGAACUAAAAAUUAGGGAGGGGUUUAAGCCUUUCCAACAGCCGGCGAGGCGAUUCUCGAACGAAGUACAGCUUAAGGUCAAAGAGGAAAUUGAACGUCUCCUUGAAGCCGGCUUCAUCCGCACGGCUCGGUACGUUGAGUGGCUGGCCGACUACAGAAAUAUAAACCUAGCGACCCCCAAGGACGAGUAUCCCAUGCCUGUGUCCGACCUCUUGGUGGAUGGAGCCGCGAAGCACGAGCUCUUAUCUUUCGUGGACGGCCACGCUGGCUACAACCAAAUCUUCAUAGCCGAGGAAGAUGUCCACAAGACGUCGUUCAGAUGUCCAGGCGCAAUCGGGACUUACGAAUGGGUAGUCAUGCCAUUCGGCCUAAAGAACGCCGGCGCAACGUACCAACGAGCUAUGAACCUUAUUUUUCACGACCUAAUUGGCCGAACGGUCGAAGUCUACAUCGACGACGUUGUCGUAAAAUCCCCAUCCAAAGCCGACCAUGUGGGGCUCCGACAGGCUUUCAAUCGCAUGCGGGCAUGCGGCCUAAAGAUGAACCCUAAGAAAUGUGCUUUUGGCGUCACCAUCGGGAACUUUCUCGGCUUCCUGGUCCACCAACGGGGGAUCGAGGUAGAUAAGAAUAAAGCCGUGCCAUCAUGA
Prunus armeniaca (apricot) is the source of this 678-nucleotide messenger RNA. The record is from the annotation of a GenBank genome assembly. Lineage: Eukaryota; Viridiplantae; Streptophyta; Magnoliopsida; Rosales; Rosaceae.